Messenger RNA from Xyrauchen texanus (razorback sucker), 1240 nucleotides. Its product is annotated as transmembrane protein 176A-like. Lineage: Eukaryota; Metazoa; Chordata; Actinopteri; Cypriniformes; Catostomidae. Gene Ontology annotation, cellular component: membrane. The transcript is spliced from 7 exons. The record is from RefSeq and is a predicted model, not a curated record. Bases 231 to 962 code for a protein of 243 amino acids.
CGUGAAACCAGGCAUCGACAUUUCGAAACGAAACCAAUCUGCACAACUCUCUCGUCAACUGUGCUGAAAUCACGUGUAUUUGUUGGUUGUAUUCGCUCAGAAUUCUUUCGAAUUUUAUUUAAUUAUUUUCAAACUUUCCGAAGCGCUGUUUUAAGUUGAUUCGUCACAAAAACACAUUCGAACUUGACUCGGGACUGUUACAUACAGAAUUACACACACAAGGCUUCAGGAUGCCUCUGACAGUGGCUCGGGGUGAGGGGAUGACUGUCCUCACCGUCACCUCAAAUCCAAAGAGUAAAUGGCCCCUACUGUGUCAGAUUCUGGGCACUCUGUGUUACAGUCCAGUGUGUUCAGUAUCUCAGGAUAAGGAGGGGAAGCUGACGAACACCCUGACAGCUCUUGGGAUUGUGCAGAUGAUAGUUGGAGUCAUCAAUAUCGUGGUGGGGAUUUCCUUUGCAAGCUUCCAUAUAAAUAAUAACCUUGUGAAUUCUGAUAAUGCUCCUAUUUGGAUCGGUAUUGUGUUCCUUCUAGUUGGAAUCGUGUGUAUUCUCGCAGCCAAGUUUCCCAGUUCUUGUCUGCUGGUCAUUGCAGUAAUUCUGAACAUAGUCAGUGCUGCACUGGCUAUCACAGCUGUUGUACUCUGUUCAGUGGACAUCGCAGUGGGAAAUGAUCAAUACUGUAACGACAAUUAUUCAUAUUAUGAUUACCGUGGAACGCCUUCCCCUGAACAGAAGAAGGAAACCGAGGCCUGUCUGUACUACAAAUAUCUCAAUCAGAUGAUCCUCGGAGGACUAGAUAUCAUGUUGAUAGUUUUUUCAGUCCUUCAGCUCUGUGUGACCAUUAGUUUCUGCGUUUUGACUGGGAAAGUUUUGUGCAAGAAGGGCGGGGAUGCAAAGUCUGUAGAAGACCCACAACUUUAUAAGCCUCUCCUGGAUGAGGUCACUUCCAAUCCUGCAUGUUAAAAAGACAAGAUACAAAGCCAAAAAUACAUACAGGAUAUAUACAUUUUUGUUUGAACAUGUUUUAUUUUUUCUGUCUUAAUACAUACAUCUGCAACAUAAUCAUCAAGUUACAUGUUUAUACUUUAUUUGAUUAUUUUCUUUAAAAUGCUGUUACUGUACUUUUAUAAAGAAAAGUUACUUUGUGGCUGCUUUUUGAAAUUAAUAACAAGAGCACUUUGGCAUGACCCUUGUUCAUGUAUUUGUUUCUAUACCUGAAUAAAAUGCCUCCUUUUCAAACA